AUUAAAGUAUAAUGGUUAAAUACAAAAUUAACUGAAUAAAAUUUAACUGAAAGUUAAAUUUGUAUCUUAUACUUACAGAACUUAUAUAUUUGUCUUGUUUUUGUGCUUGUACAUUUGGACUUAUGUAUUAACUAAUAUAUUCGUCUUUGUAUUAGACACUUAAUGAAACUGUAUUUGUUCUAUAAAAUCAAAUUUAAUUGUUUCUAGAAAAUAAAACAUUUUAUUAAAAACGGUGUGCAUAAUUUAUCAUAUUGAUUAAUUUAUAUUUUGUUUUCAAUGAUGGACUUUGAAAAAUUAAAGGAAAAAGUCUUUGAAGACGCUCAUAAAGGUAACAUUGAUCUUGUCAUAAAAUCAAUUGAAGAACAUCAAUGUCUAUUAAAAGAAGUUGAUGUAAAUAAUCGUUUACUUUUGCAUUGGGCAUCACUAGGAGGACAUGAUAGACUUGUGCGAUAUCUUCUUGAAAAUGGGCAAUCUGAAAAUUCAAAGGAUGAUAUGGAAACUACACCAUUGAUAUUAGCUGCAUCUGCUGGUCGAAUUGAUACUGUAAAAACUCUAGUUGAUUAUGGUGCUGAUAUUAAUGCUAAAAACCAAGAAGGUCAUUCUGCUCUUCAGUAUGCAGCUUCAAAAGGUUGGACUGAAAUAGUACGAUAUUUAAUUUCCAAAAAUGUUGAUGUAGAUAUAACUGAUAAUCGAGGAGCAACACCUUUGCAUAGAUGUGCUUCAAAAGGAAAUAUAGCUAUAUUAAAACUAUUAUUAGACUCGGGUGUACAUGUUGAUGCAAAAGAUAACUAUGGAAAUACACCAUUUUUAUGCAGGUCAAAAUUUCUUUGGUAAUUUGAACGAAUUUUGUCCAAUCAAUUGACAAUCAAGCCAACCGUAGUUUAUAUAUUUGAGGUGUUGUACAGCAAAAUCUCCUUUAUUACUAUUUUUUUAUAACUUUAAAAUACAUAUAAAAGUAUAUUCAUAAAUUUUUCAUGUAUAUUGAAAUAAACAAUUCUGUAUUUUAAAAUUAUGAAAUACUAGUGCAAUAUUGUUCUCUAUACAGUCACUAUGAACUCGUAAACAAAAACACACUGCAAUAUUGAUAAUUAGAUCGAAUAGUAUAAAACUAUUGUUAAUUUAUAAAUGUGUACAUCUAAAGUGUAAUAUACAUAAAAAUAUAAAGAGAUAAAAA
Daktulosphaira vitifoliae (grape phylloxera) is the source of this 1174-nucleotide messenger RNA. RefSeq names its product 26S proteasome non-ATPase regulatory subunit 10-like. Gene Ontology annotation, biological process: positive regulation of transcription by RNA polymerase II. The record is from RefSeq and is a predicted model, not a curated record. Bases 277 to 834 code for a protein of 185 amino acids. The transcript is spliced from 5 exons. Gene Ontology annotation, cellular component: nucleus. NCBI's taxonomy places the organism in Eukaryota, Metazoa, Arthropoda, Insecta, Hemiptera, Phylloxeridae. Gene Ontology annotation, molecular function: transcription cis-regulatory region binding; protein binding.